Messenger RNA from Juglans regia (Persian walnut), 4503 nucleotides. RefSeq names its product golgin subfamily B member 1-like. The transcript has 4 exons. The coding region runs from base 1333 to 4209 and encodes 958 amino acids. The record is from RefSeq and is a predicted model, not a curated record. Lineage: Eukaryota; Viridiplantae; Streptophyta; Magnoliopsida; Fagales; Juglandaceae.
CUGUUUCUUUAUUCUGUUUUUUAAUAUUUUAUUUUCAACCUUUUUAAUGAUUUUUGGCAACAAAGGCGUUGCUGAAAUUUGAGCUAUAACUUUUCCUCGUACGCUUCUUCUUCUUCAUCUUGUAUUACUAUGUAAUCUUGUUUCGAUUUUGUGUUUUUUUUUUUAAUUGCAUAUUUAAUUGGUAUGUCAAACUAGUCGUUGGCAACUGUAUAUCAAGCUCCUGAUCUCUUGUUGAAGUUCACCUAAUAUUCAGCAUCUUUUAUUUUUUUAGAUUAUCGCAUGGGAUUAAUUCAUCAAGAAAGGGUAUAAAGAACUUCCUGAAUCUGUGUUUUUUUUUUUUAAUUCCUCUUUUCUUUUAAUUUUCUGUGUGGUGCUUCUACUUUACUAUUGGAAGCAUGCCUGAGGUUUUUUUGGCAUUCAAAUGUGUGGUGAACCAUGAAAAGGCUGAAAGUUGUGAUGGGUUGAACUUAUUGACUUUUCUUCUAAAUAUGUGCCCUUUUUUUCCUUCUUUACCAAGGGAUUUCGAGUUUGUUUGAUAUAUUAUUUGUCUUUUCAAAUUAAUCUGUUAGUCUGUUAAACUUUUUCUGCAAAUAUGCUUACUGUUUAGCGACUUGGAAUAUGUAGGAUGUUCAUAUUUUUUUAUAUUAUUCGGGCAUGGAAAAUGUUGUUUUUCAUCCUGGAUUUUUUUUAUUCCCAAUCACACUGCUAAUGUAUCGUAUUUUAAGUAGCUUUUCAUUUAAUUUUUGAUCUUUGAAGUCACUUAAAAUGUGUUACAUCAUUUCGUGAGGCUGAGGAUGAUAAAAUAAAAGAUGAAGAGUAACAUUGCUGUUUGGGCAUUCAAGAUAUUCUAUUUGAGGGUAUAUGUUGUAAAAUUUGAUAGGAUGCGCACUCUGGUUCCCAAUUUUUUUUUUUUUUACUAUUUUGACAAGUAUAUGGACAUUAUUAUUCCAGACUCUGUUGUUGAUUUCGUUACCAGUCCUUUGGGUUCCUCUUAUAAUGAUUAUUCUCUUACUACAUGCUUUAAUUUUCUUAUUUAGAAUAUUUCUUUUGGAAAAGAAAUCCAAAUUUUUGAGCUUGCAUGAGAUGUGUUUUCUUUUUUUACAAGUUAAAAAUCCAAAAAAGAGAUUGAUUAUAAUUUCUCUUCUGGUUCACUUUUUUUUUACCUUAUUUCUAGCGGUCUCGGUGAUGGUUAUGUGGAUCUGUAUUUUUCUUUUUUUUUUAUUCCAGGUUUAGUUAGAUCUCAUCAUUUUUAGAGCUUGGCCUAAAAGAUCACGUCUAAAUACUGGAAACUUUCAUGAGCUCUAGUUUUCGAUUCCAGCUGAAGAUUUACUCAUGAAGAAGUUUUUCUUUUUCAAAUCAUCUGCAUCUUGCAAUGGAAACAACAAUGGGUUUCCUCCAGCAUCAACAGAUAAGCAAGUUUAUUGGGAGAAACCAUUGGAAAGUGGCGUGAGAAGUCAAAAUAAUGACAAAGCGGAGAAUAGUUUUAGGAGUCCUAGGCCAUUGUUUCCCAAAUCUCAAAAGCAAGCAUCUGAUUGCCAGAGCUCCAAUACCGGUUCAGAUCUUAGAAGGAGCCGCUCAUUGUCAUCAGCUGCCUUCGGUGAUGGGCCAGGACAAACUGAUUUUUCUUGCUUGAAUGAUCGAAAUAGAUCUCCUUCUAGUAAUACCAGCAGUGCUCUACAUCAGCAACGUGAUCAUUUAUCUCGUGGUCGGACUUUUACUCCUGAGAGGCAACACAAGACAAAACAAUUCGAAGAGCCAGCUUUUCAAAAUGUACACAGAUCAGAGAGGCCUGGUUCUUCUAGAACCUAUAAUGACUCGUCAUCUAUUAGCUCUAGUAAUAUUUCAGGUAAGAUUGUGGACCGCUACAUUGAUGGAGAGCAGCAGCAGGAAAGAAGCAGGACCAAUAACAGUUCUCAGAAAAAUUAUGCUGGACAUAAUGGGAGGCUUUCCCCACGGGUUCAUUAUGCAGCACCUACUUCACCAGCAGAUAGCAUCAAAGAAAAACCAAGGGCUUGUUCAUUUAGGGAAUUUAAAAGUUCCCGUCUUCGGUUCUCACAUAAAGAUUGGGCAGAAAAUGGAUUUGGGCAUGAAUCUCCAAGGAGACUUGCGAAGAAUGUUAUUGAGAGACUCUCCCAGUCUAAUGGUUUCCCCAAAACAGUUUCAAAGGAGUUUGAUGCUCCAAUUACGAUUGAGGAUAUUUAUGGUAGAUCCUUGGAUGGCUGCUUCAGUUCAAGCUCGGAUGUGGCUGUCCAAAAAAGUUCUCUUUUGGAUGAACUGCAUGAAACAGUUAACGAGUAUCACGUAGAGGAUAACUCAGGAUUCCAAAGAUGGAACCAAUUUCAUGGUGGAAUUAGUGAAGAUGUGAAUUCUGAUGAAAUCGAAGAUGACAUUGAUGCAGAACUACAAAGAAGAUCCAGAGAAGCAGAGGAGAGGGUCAUGCUUCUUUCUGGAGAACUUGAGCACGAAAGCUUUAUUCAAGAUGGUGAGUUUGAUGCAUCAAUGUUGAUUCAAACAAUUAGAAACCUAACAGAGCAGAGGAUAAACUUAGCACUUGAGGUUUCAAGCCUUUUACAGUCACAAAUGGCUGAGAGGGCUUCCGCAAGGGAAGAACUCAGAUGUGCAAAUGCAGAAUUGGAGUCUCAAACCCGAAGACUCGAGAAGGAGAAGAAUGAGUUGCAGUCCGGACUGGAAAAGGAGUUAGAUAGAAGGUCGAGUGACUGGUCAUUCAAGCUUGAGAAAUUUCAGUCAGAAGAGCAGAGGCUUCGUGAGCGAGUUAGAGAGCUUGCAGAGCAUAAUGUCUCACUUCAAAGGGAAGUUUCUUCUUUUAAUGAGAGAGAAAGAGAGAGCAGGAUCGCAGUGACAAAUUCCGAGCAGCAACUUAAGGACCUGAGUACAGAGGUGAAGGAAAUAAAAGAGGAAAACCAAGUUUUACAACAGAAGCUCUCUGAAUUUCAAGAGAAGUAUAGAGCAGCAGAAGAAGAUCGGGUCUUCAUCCAAAACAAUUUUAAAGAGAAGGAGAAAGAAUGCAAAGGGUUGCAUAGAUCUGUUACAAGAUUACUAAGGACUUGCUGUGAACAAGAGAAGACAAUUGAUGGCUUGCGAGAAGGCUUUAGCGAAAAACUUGGGGGGAAUCAACCGGUGGAGAAGUCUGAUAAGCAUGUGGCUAAAUUACAGACAGAACAAAUGAGGUUGACAGGGGUAGAACUUGCUUUGAGAAGGGAAUUAGAAUCUUGUAGGCUUGAAGUUGAUUCUCUUCGACAUGAGAAUAUGAACUUAUUAAACCGCUUAAAAGGUAAUGGGAAAGAAAGUAUUGCUUUAACUUUCAGGCUAGAUAAGGAGUUGUGGACCUGCAUCUGUUGCUUACAGAAUCAAGGGCUAUCAAUGCUAAAUGAGAGCACCCAUUUAUGUUCAAAGAUGUUGGAAUUCAUUAAAGGGAAAGCAGUCCAACAUCUACCAGAUGGUAAGCAGUGUGUGGAAGUUAUCAAGAAUGGUUUGGAUUCACAAUUCGUUAUUGAAACUGAGGUGAAAGUUCAGGGAUUUAAGCGGGGAACUGAGAACCUAGCAAGGAGUUUGCAGAUGAUGUCUACUUUGUUGCAUGAGAAGUCCAUUUCAUCUGCUUCUAAAUUACAGCCACAGUGUGUCGAUGCUGAUGGAUCAGUGACACCAAAUGAUCAAACUUCAGAGGAUGCUAUAAGAUCUGAGCUUAAAGCAGAAGCUUUGCUGACCAGUCUGUUAAGAGAGAAACUUUAUUCUAAAGAGCUGGAAGUUGAGCAGUUGCAAGCUGAACUAGCGACAGCAGUAAGAGGCAAUGAUAUGCUCAGGUUUGAAGUUCAAAAUGCAAUAGAUAACCUUUCCUUUGUCACUCACAAGUUGAAGGAUCUUGAACUUCAGAUGCUGAAGAAGGAUGAAAACAUAAACCAGCUUGAAAAUAACCUCGAAGAAUCUCUGAAGGAAUUAACGAUUAUGAGAGGGAUAUUACCGAAAGUUUCAGAGGAGAGAGAUUUGAUUUGGGAGGAAGUGAAGCAAUACAGCGAGAAGAACAUGCUAUUGAACUCUGAGGUUAGGGCAUUGAAGAAGAAGAUAGAGGCACUUGAUGAGGACGUACUUCUGAAGGAAGGUCAGAUCACAAUCCUGAAAGACGCCAUAGGGAAAAAACCUUUUGACCUUCUUGCCAGCCCUGACUCUUUGCAAGAUUUUCUGCUGGAAUGAUUGCGAAUUUGCGAGAAAGCUACGCUGGAUUUUUCUUUAAGGUGAAUAACCACACUGUUCAUAGUCCUAUACUUUGUGCUUUGAGGCUGCUCUUUUGUACCUUUUCUUUUCUUUUCCUUUUACUUUAGUGAAGGUUAUGAUAAUGAGUAAAAGAAACAUAUUGUGAUUCUUUUGUGAUUGGCCUGUUCACAUAAUUGUAUGUAGUUUGUUUUGGAGCUUAGCAAUACCAGAGGAAUGUCUUUGAAACUCUUUCUGAUGUAGCUUUUGAAUCCAAUGGAAUCUCUCUUGGAAAAA